Armigeres subalbatus is the source of this 4748-nucleotide messenger RNA. It is a transcript of the gene Cdc27, whose product is annotated as cell division cycle protein 27 homolog. The transcript has 7 exons. Lineage: Eukaryota; Metazoa; Arthropoda; Insecta; Diptera; Culicidae. Gene Ontology annotation, cellular component: anaphase-promoting complex; cytoplasm. Bases 1028 to 3916 code for a protein of 962 amino acids. Gene Ontology annotation, biological process: cell division; protein ubiquitination; metaphase/anaphase transition of mitotic cell cycle. Gene Ontology annotation, molecular function: protein binding. The record is from RefSeq and is a predicted model, not a curated record.
AUCGCUGUCAGUUUCGAGUGUGCUGCGCUGCGAUCGUCGUGCGUGUGUUGCAAAAGACGUGAAAAAAGAAACGGGAAUUUUCUGAAGAGUGCUUUAAUUUUCACGUAUUCGUGGCCAAAUCGCAGCAAAUUACCGUCGAAACAUUGCUCGGAAUCCGCGCAAGCAUACUUCGGACGUUUUAGUGCGUGGCAAAUUUGGAUUACGGUGUUCUUUGGUGGGAAAAAUUGCGAAAGAAUCGACGGCAGUCCGAAGGUUGGAAUUUUUUGUUGGCGGAGGAUGGAAAAAAGAAGGUUCGCCUUGGAAGAGCAGUGAAGUGUUGUCGAGCUGGAAAGGUGAAGUAGAAGGAGGUGGCAGGGAGUGACGAAACAAAAGCCCAGGGGGGAAGUCAUCGUAUGCGGUUGGAGUGGUGUGGCGCACUCACACUUGAAGAAGUUUGUUCGUCGUUGCGGUGGAUGGAGUUUGUGAUGCACAUUCGUUUGCUCUUUGGCAACAAUAGUGAGAAGUUUUUGGGCUUCAUAGAGCGCAUUGAAGGUGUAUUCCGGAUCGGGCGCAGCAAUAGUUCAAUCACAAACAGAAGCUCAGUGUUGUGAAGAAAAUAACGAGCAGCAGCAACAGCAGUGUUGAAAGGCGUAGCCAACAUCGCAGCCCUGACAGAAGAAACAGUGAAGCCCGCGGAGACGGCCAGCUUCAAGACGUCGAACAAAAAAAAGUGAAUAAUUGGCUCUCGGUGUGCGACUGUGUGAGAAAGUGUUGUAAUGCAUCUGGUGAAAUUUGUUUUUCUUCAUCGCCGUCGUCAUCAUCAAAAUCAGCAGCAGCAGCUUCAAAGUCGUCACUGUCUUAGCCAGCAGAAGAAUUAGACGUACUACGUGCUGGUUUCGGGGUUUCCAUUAUUGUGUAGAGGCUGCUAAAAGCUGGAACCAGAACAUAGCAGUAAAUAUAAAGAGCCACAAAGGAAGAAGGUGCUUCCGGAAUCGAUUGUAGCGGUCGUGCAGAUAGUGACCAGCAGCGGCUGGGGCGCUAGGGGAGGAUGAUUGUACAGGAACCAGUGCAGGCUGCAAUAUGGCAUUGCUUAAACCACUACGACUAUCAGAACGCAAUCUUUCUAGCGGAGAGAUUAUGUGCCGAAGUGGAGUCGGAGGAGAGCUUAUACCUGCUGGCGACCUGUUACUACCGGGCCGGGCAGAAACAUCAAGCCCACUGGUUAUUGUCCUCCAAAAGUGUCCGUUCGACGCAGUGUCGAUUUCUCCUUUCCAAGUGUGCCUUCGAUCUGAAGCGAUACUCGGAAGCGGAGCACACACUGAUCAACGAUGAUCACCUGCGAGCGCGGCAUCUUGACGAGGUAGCCAAAGAGUUCGGAGAGAUUGGUUGCUUCGCGUUGGAGUUGCUGUCGAAGAUCUGUCAAAAGACUGAACGAGGGAAGUUGGCGAACGAUGCUAGCAAAAAAGUCGUCAAACUGAAUCCCUUUCUGUGGCAAUCGUUCGCAGACUUGUGCAACCGAGGGGAGAAGCCAGAUCCCACCAGCGUAUUCCAGCUAACCAGCACGGACGUGUUUGCAACUAGUCAAGCCACAAAUCCUGCGAUUAAUUCGUCGAUGGUGUGGUUUGGGAAUGGGGCUGGCGGCGGUACAGGGGGUGGAGGAGGAGGAGGUACUUUUGUCGGAACGGAUAGUUUUGAGCAGCACUUGAUCAGCACACCGGAUCAGGUUUCACAAUAUCUUAUUCAGAAUAUAAUCAACACACCAAAUAAUCCUCCACAGCAGCAACAGGCACAGGGUCAAAACAUUAGCAGUUUAGCAAAUAUUAGAAUGGGUGGCGGUAAUCUGAAUUCUAGUGGAGUAGCACCAGAAGAUCAAACGCCCAACAUGGGUGAUGUUGGAACGCCCUUCCGAAAGCAGCAGUUUAAAUAUCUGGCUGCGAUAAGUCCUACGACACCCAGCUUCGGAAUUCUCCCGAUUAUGCACAGUCCAAUUUUGCAUGAUCAAUCUGCGCUGAUAAUGACACCAUCGCCACAGCAGUUUUCCUCGGCAACGGGUUAUCAACAGCAGGGACAGCAACAGCAGGCACCAACGCAGCAACAGACCAGCCAGCAACAGCAUCAAAUUAUCGCUGAUAGCGAUCAGCAAAAGAUGGCGUUGUCGAGCAGUAAUAAGAAGAUGCGUGGACAUCACAAUUUAGGUACUAUGGGAAAUAUCAUCAACCGGAAAAGUGAUACGACGGCAACGACGAUGCUUCUGCAGCAACAAAGUACAAACACGAAACCGAAUGUGUUUAGUCAGACAGGCAACCAACUGACGACGCCGCGCACACCAAAUACGACCGGCGCUCCAAUAUUACAAUCCCAAUACGUGCGCCGGAGUUCCCGCCUCUUCAGUAACAAUAACUGCUCCGUCAAGGAGAAUGCUAAAAGUCCCCAGUUGAACAAUAAGUUUGUGGCACCUAGAUCUCCGCCACGCAAGUCCAAGCAGCGAAUCUCAAAGAACCUGAACAGCAGUACCGCUAAUCUGCUGGAGAAUGUCGAACGAAAGUCUUCCACUGGUGGCGACGGAAAGGAAAAAAUAGAAACUAUCACUUCGAGCGAAACACUCAGCGAAAAGGUCUUCAUCAAUAAUAGCAUAAAUAGUGCACAGAAGAUGGCUCAGCAGGUGCUGGCAAUGAAAAAGCAAAGUGCCGAUGGACUGAUGACCCUGCUGCGGGAACUUGGUCAGGGCUACAUCCGGUUACAGAGCUACGACUGUGAGAAAGCGAUCGAGCAUUUCAGUAACGUUCCACCGCACCACUACAACAGUAGUUGGGUGCAGAGUAUGAUCGCGCUGGCGCAUCACGAAAUGCGAGACUACGAAACGGCGGUCAAUAUCUUCCGGGAGAUACACGACAAGGAACCGCAUCGAUUACAGUACAUGGAGAUCUACAGUACGGACCUGUGGCACCUGCAGAAGGACGUGAUCUUGUCGGCUCUGGCCCAGGACCUAAUGGCACAGGAUAAAAACUCGCCGAUUACGUGGUGCGUUGCCGGCAAUUGCUUUUCUGCCCACAAAGAACAUGAAACGGCGAUCAAAUUCUUCUUUCGUGCAAUACAGGUGGAUGAGGACUUCCCGUACAGUUACACUCUACUAGGUCACGAGCUCGUUGUCACCGAGGAGCUCGAGAAAGCCCUGUCGAUGUACCGCUAUGCCAUCCUGAGGGACUCGCGGCACUACAACGCAUGGUUCGGCAUUGGAACCAUAUUCAGCAAACAGGAACGGUACGAACUGGCAGAGCUGCACUACCGUAAGGCGCUGGCUAUCAACCCGAAGAACUCGGUCAUCAUGGUUCACAUUGGUGCGAUGCAAUUCUUUCUGAGGAAAUCGGCACAAGCACUGCGGACUUUGAAUGCCGCGAUUGCACUGGAUCCAAAGAACCCGCUGUGCAAGUUCCAUCGGGGAUCGAUGUACUUUUCGAUGGGUCGAUACCAGGAGGCGUUGAAUCAGCUGGAAGAGCUGAAACAGAUCGUGCCAAAGGAAGCGGUAGUGUAUUAUGUGAUGGGUAAGAUCUACAAAAAGCUUGGAAAUGUGGAUCUCGCACUGAUGCAUCUUAGCUGGGCGACGGAUUUGGGUUCAAAGGGAGCAAACAACCAAAUCAAGGACAAUUUUGAUUCCAUUAUGCGAACGCAGGAUGGUGGAACAGGCACAUUAGGGGCGGCGGGAUCAAGUUCAGGAAACGCGGGAGCGAUGGGUUCUACCAGCGAAGGAACGGAAGGAGGUGGGUUGGGAAGUGUCGGUUUCAGUGGACUUGCCGAAGCGGACGUUGGUAGUAGUAGUGCGGAUCCGGACUAUUCGGUCGGCGGGGAGCAGGCCUCUAGCGACGACUCGACCGCCAAUGCUCGGAAUGAAUCGCUGGACGUUUUCAGCGGAAAUCUGUACGAUAGUGAUAGUUACUAGAGCAAAUCUUGGAUAGCUUUUCGGUUCGUUAUCCUUAGUCCACUUUUCCUUUAGAAGUCGAUGUAGCUCUAUGCGUGUUUUUGUAUUAUAAAAGGUCGUCUGAUGAUAUGUUCCAAGCCCUUAAUUAUAAUUUAGCGCUUGUUGUUGCAGAAAAGCUAACAAAUUGAAGAUCCUUGCAAAUGAGUCCAGGAUCAAGUACUGUACUAGCCAAUUGAGCUCCUCCUGAGUAUAAUAUAAACCUCCCUUAGAGUCUACACUGUAUAGAAUUAAUUAUAUCGAAAAAUUACAUUACAAUUGAGCAAACGAAUAAUUAGCAGAGAAAUUGCAAAAAAUAGCUCCAAACCCACCAAAUUCACAGAACCAUAGUUGCAGUUGCAAAUAGAUCCAAACAUCUUCUCGGUUACAGUUCGAUUUAAUCACAUUAAAUUCGAGUCCUUUAGAAGAAUCGCCUUGAUAUCCAGAAGCAUUGCUUGGGAGCUGAUCGCUGCAUGCUGUCACACCAUCAUCAGUCGUGGUCAUCGUUAUAGUCAUGAUACAUUUUCCUUUGGUUGGCCGAUUGUACCAGGAGAAGGAGCAUCGAGCGAUGCAAACACAUAAUAAUAUUACUAAUUGACUGACUGGCUAAUAGUUAGUAAAAAAAAACAAAACAAAUAGGAUGGAACUCAGUCCCGUGUUCUGACUAAUUUGCUUGAUGAUCAAUGAGAAGAGCGUUGUUUGAUCGUGUUUGAAAACGGAAAUUAGCAAGUCCAGAAAUUCAGAGUAUGUGCGGAUAGGAAGGUUACAAAACAAAUAAAAUGGAAAAUAAAUAGGCAGUUUGUAUGAAUUAUUUAAA